Messenger RNA from Scylla paramamosain (green mud crab), 2414 nucleotides. RefSeq names its product fibrocystin-L-like. The record is from RefSeq and is a predicted model, not a curated record. The transcript is spliced from 10 exons. NCBI's taxonomy places the organism in Eukaryota, Metazoa, Arthropoda, Malacostraca, Decapoda, Portunidae. The coding region runs from base 969 to 1499 and encodes 176 amino acids.
GUGUAUUUAGAAUAUUAUAGAUUUAAGUUCAUGACCAAAAAAGCUAUAUUUAUAUAUGUGAUGUCUGCCAGUCUUUCUCUAUGGAAUCAUAAUUAAGUGUGAAUUUAUAGGUAAGCGUAAUAAAGUGUUUUAAGUGUUUCCCAGCGAGAUAUAUUCAGUUGCUGGCCACUGCAAGGCCAUUGGCCCAACAGUCUCCGCUGCUGGCCCUGGGCGUUAAUACCUUUGACCUGCUGAUCCAGCUGGCGAGGGGGGGGCAUACACCCCUCACUACAGCCUGCAGUCACCCGCCUCACUUGUGCCUUCCUGAAGGAGGCAGGGCAGCCACCAAGCCUGUGGUUGGCUCACAGGAAGCCCCCAGAGCAUAAAAGUGACGAUGCAGGGGCAUCAUUGCAGCCCUAGAGAGGAAGAGGAACAUGGCUGAAGACUUGGUUAAAAGAUUAGUCAAAUAUAGGAUUGAAACAGAUCUUUAAAGUGUUCACAGCAAUUCGGCUUUCAUUUGUAAACAAAGAGCAGACAGCUAGGAAGAUGACACCAGCAGCGGCAGGCGGCGACAGGCAGUGUGACACCGUAGCCCUCCGCUCUGCCUGACAUGUGCUGCGUGCCACGCAACCAAACUCAAGUGGAACAUGCACUGUUACAUGUACCAGAUUAUCGGACACGCCUAACAAGUGUGGCGCCAUUCGUAAGGCAACAAAACUGCUUGUCUUGAAAGAAAGUCCAGUGACAGAGACAACCUUGGCCAGUGUUGUGUUCGCUUCCUGACAGUGCGGGGAUUGUGACCAGGAAUUUGUCCAGCUUCCUCUUUGCCUUGGAAAGUGCAUUCCUGGCUGAGUGUGGUGCGUGUGCCUGCUUCUUGUGUGGUGGUGCUGCUGCUGCGUGAAGCCUCUGCCGUGGGAACCCACCACAAAUAGCUAAUGGAUUCUGUAUGACGGGAUCAGCAGCAGACAGAAUUCCAGUGAUGUAUUAACAUGCCUAGGCAGUGCAGUGCAGACUCCAAGGCUCCCCAAGUAUACAGCAUUGUUGUGUGUGUGGAUGGGGUGUGUGUGCCAGACUCCUCACACUCUGUAUUGUAUCGCUGGGCAAGGUCACCUACUAUUGAGACAGUAGCUCUUCUUUGGUCAUUGCCAGGCUCUCUUUUGGAUCUUCAUGGCAGUUUCCACAACAGCAAACACUGCAAGCUUGACCACACUGAUCUUGUCUCCAGUGAAGCUAAGAGUGGGAAUGUUUUUACCAAGGCCUUUGUUGGAGGCGUCCCCUGUGAUAUAGUGGAUGACAACCUGGAGCUCUGUGACACACUGACAAGGGAGAAGGUUACUUGUCGCUCCAAGGCUAAGCUGGUCGGCCCCAUGAAUGUCACUGUCUGCGUUACCGGAAGAGGCGCGUCUGAAGUGACCAAGAUAGGAAGGUACUUGGACUCCCAGGACAGGCUGUACCAGUUCCUCACAUAUGCUGUUGUAUGGAGGUGUGUCUUACCUCAAGGAAUAAUGGCAUCAUACUAAGAAGCGCAGUGAAUCCUGCAGUUGUCACCAGGUUUGGUUUACAACCAACUGCAAGUUUGUUUUGGUACAUGAAAUGUAAGAGUCAUCACCUAAUUUCUUCCUGACUGGUGUUAUUUUAUGUGAAUUACUAGCCAUCACUAGCAGACCUCUUGGGUGGUUUCCAAGACCCCAGCUUGGCCUUCAAGACACUUAACCAUACCAGGGUCUUCCUCCAGCAGCUCACCAGAAUAUAACUGGAUAACUUGCCUGCUGCCAGUACCUCCAGGCCUCUAGAGGUUGUGGCACCACAGCCUGCACAGCCCCUCAAAUCCCCAACAAGAACAAGAACACAACAGGAUAGUGGGAGUGAUGGCUUCAAGACACACUGCCACUGUACAGGGCAGCUGUUACUCUUGUACAUCAUGUGCUGCUUACAAGACUGUGCCUAAAAAUCUGAGAGGAAAAAGUAAAAGCUCACAGGACUGGUUGACGAGACAGCUAAAUGACCCUUAUGUGAAGUUGACCAAGCAACAUCAGCGCAGGCAUUGUCCAUGAUGCUUCCUGUGUUGUGGUUCCAUCAUGGCAAGCAUGGAAGUGCCUCUCACUGCAUCACCGCCUCAUGAUCAUUGAGAGCAUGGACACAGACGCUGAGGCCCUAGUGGGUACGUGGACCUCCUCAAUGGACAGAUGGAUAGAGGCUGGUGUGCUGGCUACAUGUAUCAGGAGCAAAUCUCAACCUUCUUCUCCGUUGUGGCAACAGGGAUGACAUAUGAGAUGGCCAUGACCAGCACACCCCUUCAGGAGCUGCAUCUCUAACCUAACCUCACCACACUGACUCUCCACUCACAUCACAUCUUCAGGUGCUGCGUCUGCACCUGCCACACAGUCCAUCCUCUGAGGCCGUUGUCCUGCUCAUCUUCCCAAAGCCUCAGCGUU